CAGCAAAAGACUGAAGAAACCGUGACAGGGAAACAAAAGUUACAAAGAUGGUUGAAUAAAAGAAUGAAAAUUUGUAUGACAGAUGGCAGAACGUUAAUCGGAAUAUUUCUAUGUACAGACCGAGAUAAAAAUGUCAUUCUAGGAUCCUGUGAAGAAUAUUUAAAACCUCCAGAAAGUGAAGAGAAAGAGGAACCGAGAAUAUUAGGACUAGCAAUGAUACCUGGACAUCAUAUAGUCAAUAUAUCAAUAGAUGAACACGAUAAAACAGUACCUUAUAAUCUAGACAUGGAGGUCAGCUGA
Lottia gigantea (owl limpet) is the source of this 300-nucleotide messenger RNA. RefSeq lists its product as hypothetical. The transcript has 3 exons. Gene Ontology annotation, molecular function: RNA binding. Lineage: Eukaryota; Metazoa; Mollusca; Gastropoda; Lottiidae. The record is from RefSeq and is a predicted model, not a curated record. The annotation marks the transcript as partial. Gene Ontology annotation, cellular component: NatC complex.